GCCGGAGGAGGAGCGCCUGGCCCGCGCAGGUCCUGGGGCUGGAAGGAGGUGGAGGUGCUGCGGUCCAACUGCUGAAGUCUCCAUGUGACAGUGAGUGGGGUCCCUUUUCUAGGUGCUUCUCCACUCCUGAUUACAGUCACAGGAACCAGCCACUAUUCCAGCGCCGACAGACCAGCAAGCCUGGGACUCUGGGCUUCGGACUGUGUCGCCGCCGGACUUGGGGUGCGGAGUGAACGGCCGCCCCGGGGAAGGAGGCGGAGCGGCUGUGCGAGCGGGGCUCAGUAGCGGCGCCGGGGCCCCCGAGCUGGCAGACAUGAACGGCUUCACUCCGGAGGAGAUGAGCCGAGGCGGGGACGCGGCCGCAGCGGUGGCCGCGGUGGUCGCUGCUGCAGCUGCCGCCGCCUCGGCCGGCAACGGGAACGCGGCCAGCGGUGGGGCAGAGGUACCGGGUGCCGGAGCGGUGUCUGCUGCUGGGCCACCUGGAGCGGCGGGUCCCGGCCCCGGGCAACUCUGUUGUUUGCGGGAAGACGGCGAGCGGUGCGGACGCGCGGCGGGCAACGCCAGCUUCAGCAAGAGGAUCCAGAAGAGCAUCUCUCAGAAGAAGGUGAAGAUCGAGCUGGACAAGAGUGCAAGGCAUCUUUACAUUUGUGAUUAUCAUAAAAACUUAAUCCAGAGUGUUCGGAACAGAAGAAAGAGGAAGGGAAGUGAUGAUGACGGGGGCGAUUCACCUGCUCAGGACGUCGACACGCCAGAGGUUGAUUUGUACCAGUUACAAGUAAAUACACUUAGAAGAUACAAAAGACACUUCAAGCUUCCAACCAGACCAGGUCUUAACAAAGCACAACUUGUGGAGAUAGUUGGUUGCCACUUUCGGUCUAUUCCAGUGAACGAAAAAGACACUUUAACCUAUUUCAUCUACUCAGUGAAGAAUGACAAGAACAAAUCAGAUCUCAAGGUUGACAGUGGCGUUCACUAGGAACGAUGCCAUUCACACUAGCGCGUGGGUGUCUGCUGUAAAGAAUGUUUGCUGUUCUUUAUAUGUACAAACGGUCUUGUGUAUUUUUUCUACAGAGGAUUUUUCUUUGGGUUUUUUGUUUGUUUUUGAUUCUCAUAAUUAGCUGGAAACUCAUAUAACCUGGGCUUCCUAGAUUAAAAAUAUUUUAAAUAAAGGUUGAUUACCAUUAUACCUGC
Molecule: messenger RNA, 1191 nt
Organism: Acomys russatus (golden spiny mouse)
Lineage: Eukaryota; Metazoa; Chordata; Mammalia; Rodentia; Muridae
Gene: Sap30
Product: Sin3A associated protein 30
Exons: 4
Coding region: 314-976 (220 amino acids)
Biological process (GO): regulation of DNA-templated transcription
Cellular component (GO): histone deacetylase complex
Molecular function (GO): protein binding; transcription coregulator activity
Source: RefSeq, a predicted model, not a curated record